This is a messenger RNA of Medioppia subpectinata, 477 nucleotides long. The record is from the annotation of a GenBank genome assembly. Lineage: Eukaryota; Metazoa; Arthropoda; Arachnida; Sarcoptiformes; Oppiidae.
AUGGGGCGCUCCGCAUCACAAGUAUUACAGGACGACUCAACCCUUACCUCCGUUAAGAUAUGGGGUAAGAGAAGUAUAAUGAAGUGUCGCCUCAGAUGUGCCUAUUCUUGUCUGGAUUUAGCGCAAGGUAUCAAACAGUUGGGCCGAUCCUCCAAAGUGUCCGACAAAUCCAAUACAAGCGACACAUUUAUUACCGAAAAACUCAAAACGAGUAACACUUUAAAAGUGCAUAAAUGGCAUCUCUGGAGACGAUUCUUUCGGCUCCGGGACGACGAUGUGAUGACUCGCAAAGAGACUAAAUUGACUGCAAAGAAGACAACAGUUCAGAGACGAAACGCCGGCCUAUUUGUGACCGACUAUGAAGAGGAACAGACGGUCGGCGCUAAGAUUGUGGACAAAGAAUCGCUGGAAUUGUGUGACUUAGAAGACAGCGGACAUCACUCUAUGAACGCUAAGGACACCAAAGAUGGCAAAUGA